Molecule: messenger RNA, 3342 nt
Organism: Engraulis encrasicolus (European anchovy)
Lineage: Eukaryota; Metazoa; Chordata; Actinopteri; Clupeiformes; Engraulidae
Product: alkaline ceramidase 2-like
Exons: 6
Coding region: 588-1415 (275 amino acids)
Biological process (GO): ceramide catabolic process; sphingosine biosynthetic process
Cellular component (GO): Golgi membrane
Source: RefSeq, a predicted model, not a curated record
UGUCGCUGUACGGGUUUAGUGUAGGCCUAUUAUACCUGGAUGUCCACAAAUUAGAAACAUAUUGCGUGUAGAAUGAUAUUGUUGUUGACAGAGGAUGUGUCGUGUGGAAGACAGAAAUGCUAGUGGUUCAUAUCGGGUGGCAUGUGUAUUACAAUUGAAAGACAAAUAUGCUCGGCGCACAGCUCUUUGGUCAUAAGCGACGUUGUCACAGGUUCAAGGACAGCACAUUAUUUUGGAAGAGCACGCAUGCGUUGACCACAUGCAGCUGAAUGUAAACUGUUGCUGUGCGCUGUGUAGAUAAACUCAUCCACUGCGAACCCGUUACUUCGGUGAAUACUGAAUAGCUUUCCACGACCUUGUUCUCCUCCAGGAUUGGAUUGGACCAUGCCUGAUUUGAAAUACCCCCUAAUCAAACGACAAAUGGAAAUGACAAGGACGGCAAUCUUUAACUUGAAACGUCAACUUUGAGAUUCGGACAUAUCGCAAAUCAAAACAGACCAACAAGAAAGGAGGUGGUGAGGGAUCCCCGUGGUGGAUUGCAAGCAAGACCCGAUUCUGCCACAUUGUGCCUGACAUCAAGUGAAGGAAUGAGUGAUUUGAGAUUUUGGGACCAGCUAGAACCAGGCAGCUCCGAUGUGGACUGGUGCGAAGGCAACUACUUGAUUUAUCCAAACAUUGCGGAGUUCUACAACACGAUCAGCAACAUCUUGUUUUUUGUUUUGCCACCUAUUUUGAUGUGGUUAUUCCGACAAUAUGCCACACAUUACAACAGUGGAAUAUAUCUAAUAUGGAUUCUUCUUGUGGUUGUGGGUAUUGGGUCCACAUACUUCCAUGCAACACUCAGCUUUCUGGGACAGAUGUUGGAUGAGCUGGCAAUUCUGUGGGUGCUAAUGUGUGCUAUUGCCAUGUGGUUCCCGAAAAGAUACUUGCCACGAGUCUUCAAGAAGGACAGGUUGCGCUUUAAAAUGGUGAUCGGCGUGCUGUCAGGUGUUACCACAGGCCUGGCCUUUGUCAAGCCUGUCAUCAACGCCGUCUCCCUCAUGAUGCUGGGCAUACCCUGCACUGUGCUGCUGAUCACCGAGCUCAAGAGGUGUGACAACCCUCGAGUUUUCAAGCUCGGCUUGAUCUCUGGAAUCUGGUGGACUCUGGCGUUGCUUUGUUGGAUCAGCGAUCGCAUUUUCUGUGAAAUGUGGUCGUCGGUCAACUUCCCCUACCUACACUGUGUAUGGCACAUCCUCAUCUGCCUGGCGUCCUACCUUGGCUGUGUGUGCUUUGCCUACUUCGAUGCCAUCUCAGAGGCUCCGGAGAGGGGUCCAGUCAUUCUCUUCUGGCCCAGCGAGAAGUGGGCCUUCAUCGGAGUCCCUUACGUGACCCUGCUUAACGCUCAGAACAAGUCUCCUAUCAAGAUGACUUAGUGCCCCCCGCUGUGGGCGGCAGGCUCUAAGUGCACUACCUCAACUCAACCUCAGGGAGGCGCUCAGAGCUUUAUCCAGGCACACCUCUCCUCAGGGCUGGGCGACAGAGGGAGGAACAGACCUCCACAAUCACUGACAAGCACAGAGAUAAGGAUUGGUUGGUAUGAAGGGUUUUUUUUCUCAUUGUUUUUGGUGAUUUACAGGAACUUGUGUCAGAAUGUGAAAGGUUUGCUUUUUGCAGUGAGCUGCUUCAAUCUUCACGAGAAAAUGAAUUAUCAAUGCCUGAUAGGUACAUAUUAUGUUUCCAGUAACUAAAGCUUACAGUUACUUGUAGUCAGAAGGUUACACAGACCAUGCUAUUCCAAAGCAAUACGGAAUUCUGCCAAUAUUUCCAAAUGUAAAUGCCAAACAUUUUGUAUGAUUUAUGUUCUCCGUAAAAUAUUUUGUUUUCUGUUUACUUAUGAUUGUCACACCUUAAAUUUUGAAUAUUACUAUGUAGAUGGACCUCUGUGUCAUCAACUCACAGCGCCAAGAGUUGGGUGUAACUAACUCGUUUUAUACAAAAAAGACACUUGUGACCUGCCAAAACAAUUUUGUAUGACAUUUGAUAAUGGAAGUCUCCAGUCUUUUGUUUUUUUGUCGUAUUUAAAAAAUGAUUUGAAGUUUUAAAUCCAUGGUAUUGCACUUUGCUGUGUCAAGAUAAUCGGAGAACAGAUGUUGUGUUACCCCUGGCACCAACAUUCUUCCCCCACUCUUGAUUGCAUAUUAUCUGCUGCCAUUUUAUUAUCAUAGUCUGAUAUGACAGCACUGUAGUCAAUCAUAUUGUGUUAGCUAUUCAAAUGAAGUCUGUUGUUUAAAAGGGUUGAAGAUAUACAGCACAUUAACAAUGCACAAAUAAUGUUUCAUAGAUCGAGAUGAGGACAUAUUUACAUGAUGGAUAGAGCUGCUGUCUUUUAAUGUAAAUGUACAAUAUAUUCUUAUAUAUUCUUGUUUAAUAUUUAGAAGUAGUAUGCAUAGACAGGGUGUCACUGUAUUUGUUUAUGUGGAAAAAUACUCUCAUAUAUUUUUCUAAUUUUAGGCUCUGUUUGAGUGAAUUUAAAAUGUGUAGAUUAGCAGGGUAGACAACUCAGAUCUUUGGAAUAUCACCUUACAGUAUAAUGUGAGUCCGUUCAUGCUACCUUUAUCCAUAUCAGCCUUUCCCUUCGCUCAUGCGCAUGACUCCUUAGACGCAGAUACAUGUUUCUGGGACGCCAUCUGCUGGCUCUGUGUCUAUCAGCAUGCGAAGGUCCAAUCUAGGACUCCUACAACCAGAACUACACUGCAUUUUAAAAAAAAAUCUCUCAAGUGUUGUUAUUAGCAGUAUCGUUGUGAUAUGCCGGAUAUUUGUUUUAUAUUUAGGCAACGGCAGUGUCACUUCAUGGUGCAUUUCACAUUAUAUGCCUGUGCUAAUGGAUGUAAGGUGUAACACUUAAAUGUUGAUCAAAGGAAGCCAAAUUGCUCAACCCUUUGACAAGCUAUUUCUGUUGUGUGUCUUGUGCCAAAGACAAUGGAUAGGCUAAAAGUUGUCCAACGCCUGCAAAAAUCAUCAAAAAGUGCCGCAUAGACUGUGUGUGUUUCACACGGGAAGCGAACCACAGAGAAUAUUUCUGCACAUUUUUUGUCUGGAUUGUUAAGGGAAAAUUGUCAAAUUAUUUACGUAGCCUAAAAGUGUUUGAUGUGCAUCAUCUCAACCUCUACAAAACAUGAAAUAAAUAGGCUACAUUAUGUUGUGGUGCUGCCUUAUUUAACUUAUUUAUUGAGGCCAUGGCCUAUACAUGUUUAAGAUUAUGGGAAAGUCAGCUCAGUACUACAACAAUUUCAAAUGCAUGAAAAUAUGUUUGGCAAUAUAUUUCCAGCACAUUGGAUAUUAAAAGUGAACUUAACAAAG